Dothidotthia symphoricarpi CBS 119687 is the source of this 1668-nucleotide messenger RNA. Its product is annotated as HSF-type DNA-binding domain-containing protein. The record is from RefSeq and is a predicted model, not a curated record. Gene Ontology annotation, biological process: regulation of DNA-templated transcription. NCBI's taxonomy places the organism in Eukaryota, Fungi, Ascomycota, Dothideomycetes, Pleosporales, Dothidotthiaceae. The transcript is spliced from 6 exons. Gene Ontology annotation, molecular function: sequence-specific DNA binding; DNA-binding transcription factor activity. Bases 1 to 1668 code for a protein of 555 amino acids.
AUGGACAUUACGCCGUCGGGCGCAUCCUCAAUGGGCCCGCCCACGCUGAACGGCGCAGUCGCUGAUCGGAACGGCACGCUCCCGACCCAGAGUGCCGCCGCCGACAGGGACCGCGACAACGUCUCGCCCACGGGCAACAGCAGCGGCAGUCUGGCGCCCGUCGUGGGCGCUGCCGCCGCCGCCCAGCAGCCCAAGGUCGUCCAGACGGCCUUUAUCCACAAGCUGUACAACAUGCUCGAGGACCAGGGCAUCCAGCACCUCAUCUCGUGGUCGAGCACAAACGAGAGCUUCGUCAUGUCGCCCUCGAGCGAAUUCUCAAAAGUCCUGUCAUCCUACUUCAAGCACACCAACAUCUCGUCGUUUGUCCGCCAGCUGAACAUGUACGGCUUCCACAAAGUGAGCGACGUCUUCCACACUGGGUCGCCAGACUCGCCGCUGUGGGAGUUCAAGCACGGCAACGGCAACUUCAAGCGCGGCGAUUUGGUCGGCCUGCGCGAGAUCAAGCGAAGAGCAUCACGACACGCCCUCAUCCACAGAGACUCGUUUUCCGCUCCCAAAGUCCCCACCAUUCCGUCCGUGGGCCAGACUGUCGAGCCAAUGCCAGAUCCAGUCGAAUCGCGACUCAACGUCCUCGAGCACAACUUCUACGACAUGCACACGCGGAUGCAGCGUUCAGAAGAUACAUGUGCCUACCUCAACCAGAAGGCUCUCGUUUUGAUGGAGGGGAUGGUGCGAUGUCACCAGUGGAACCAAGACCUCACAAACUCCAUCAUGGCCAUGGUGCCAGACCCAGAACAUCCAAUCCACAAAGAUGUUGCAAUGAUGCAGCGCGAUAUCGGCCGAUACACCGAAAUGCUCCGUAGUCUCGAGGUCUCCGAAGAGCCCUACUCCGCACGACAAUCCCACUUUAUGCAGGUCGACAGCAGCAACGGCCCACCUCUUUCUCCACGACAGAUGCCUCACGACAGCAUCUCAGAAUCGCGAAGAGGAUCGCUAGCCAACGUCUCCCGUCAAACGCCAAUCAAAGCCCCAGUUCCACCCCACCUCGCCAUCUCCCCCCGUCGAUACGGCUCGAUAGGCACAGGGAACUACUCCCCCUCAUCGGCCAGAACUCCAGUCGCAUACCAGCCCCCACCACCACCGCCUCCUCCCCCGCCAACCAUCCAGCACCCAGGCGCAAGCCUAGGAAGCAGCUCAUCCCCACCAUACAACCUAUACAGAAGGCACACCUCAGCAGACAUCCGCACCCACGGCUGGCAAGCCCAGCCCCCUCCUCCCCCUCCCGCCCACUCCCCCUACGCAUCCGGUCACAACUCCUCCGCCUGGCCCUCCUCCCCACACCGGACACCCAUCGGCGGCGGCGGCGACCAGCAGAUCCGCGACGCCCUCGAGCAAUACCAGCUGCCCCGCGCCCCACGCGGGCAAUCCUCCCGCCAAGGCACCCCGCCCUGCAUGAACGACAACGGCCCGUCGGGACUGGGCGCGGAUAACGGCUGGUCGCUCCCCGGCGCCAGAUUCCCCUUCAGAGGUAUCGACACCCCCGGCCCGCCGACGAGACGCUCCAGUCUGGCCUCGAAUCUGCACUCGCUGCUCAAUCCUGCGGAGACUGCAGAGCGCGACGAUGAGGAUGACUUCGAUGAUCCGAGGAAGCGGAAGAGGCUGCAGUGA